Papaver somniferum (opium poppy) is the source of this 1432-nucleotide messenger RNA. Its product is annotated as late embryogenesis abundant protein D-29-like. The record is from RefSeq and is a predicted model, not a curated record. Bases 127 to 1218 code for a protein of 363 amino acids. Lineage: Eukaryota; Viridiplantae; Streptophyta; Magnoliopsida; Ranunculales; Papaveraceae. The transcript has a single exon.
UGUCAUAUCAUUCAUCUCAAAGCAAAAUUUCAAAGCAAGAUAAACAAGUGAAAUAAACCAAAGUUUUUCUACUUCUUUUGGUCAGUGAUACUCACUUUUUGUGUUUUUCCUCCAAAUUUUCUUAAAAUGGGUUCUUCUUCGAGGUUUAGCAAUGGCUAUAAUCUUCAAUUUUUCUUCGUGUUCUUAGUGCUGGUUUUGGCUACAACUUACUGUAGUUGUAAAGUAGUGGUUGAUACUCCUCUACUCGAGGAAAAUGAGAAAGGGUUUGAUAUUCUGAAGGACUCAAAUGAGAAAUCAGAGCAAAUUAAGCACAAGAUUGAAGAGACAGCACAUGAAGCAAAAGAAGGAACCGAAUCUUGGGCAAAUUGGGCAAAAGAAAAACUAACAGAAGGUCUAGGGUUUAAACAAGAUUCAGAUGUGAAAGAAACAGCAAAAGAUGUUGCUGGACAAAGUAAAGAAAAAGCUCAAGGAAUGGCUGGAGAAGCCAUGGACAAAGCAAGAGAAGCAAAAGAAAAAGCCAAACAAAGUACUGACUAUGUGGGUAAUGUAGCUGCAAAUGGUAAAGAAAAAGCGCAAGCAAUGGCCGGGGAAGCGAAGGAUUCGGCGAAACAAGGAACCAACUAUGCGAGUGAUGUUACAAAGAAAGGAAAAGAUGCGGCACAGGGAAUGGCAGGUGAGACGAUGGAAAAAGCAAAGGAAGGAAGUGACUAUGUGGGAAGUGUCGUAAACUCGGGGAAGGACAAAGCACAAGGAAUGGCAGGAGAAACAAUGGAAAAGACGAAGCAAGGAAGUAACUAUGUGGGUAGUGCUGUAAACUCGGGGAAAGAAAAGGUGCAAGACAUGACAGGUGCAGAAAUGGAAAAAGGAGGGGAAGUGAAAGAAUCAACAAAACAAGGGACUAAUUAUGUUGGAGAAACCACAAAGAAAGGGGCAGAAAAGGUUCAAGAAAUGGCUGGAGGUUCCAAGGAUAAAGCGAAACAAAGUGCAGAUUAUGCUGGUAAUGUUGCAAUGAAAGGGAAAGACAAAGCUCAAGAAAUGGCAGGGUCAGCUAUUGAUGAAGCUGAAGAGCAAAUUGAAUGGGCAAAAGAAAAGGCUAAAGGAAGUUUUGAUGCUGCUAAAGCUAAAGCUCGUGAAACCAUGGAGAAAGCUAAAGAGAAACUUUCACCUACUAAACAAAAAACGACACAAGAUGGCAAAAUUCAUGACGCCGAACUCUGAGGAAUCAUAUACAGCACCACGGAUGUGCCAUUAGUGUCUCUAUUUAGACCCUUUUUUUCUUUGUUUUUGUUUUGAAUCUGUUUUCUAUCCAUGUUGAUGGAUGGGCUGGUUGAUGUGUGCUAUAAAUGUAGUUUAGGUGUUUCUAGUGCAUUUUAUCGUGUAUUGUAGUGUGUGUUUUGGUCUUUGCAAUGUCAUUAAAGAAGUUGUUGAUCAA